This is a messenger RNA of Heterostelium album PN500, 123 nucleotides long. RefSeq lists its product as uncharacterized. The transcript has a single exon. The record is from RefSeq and is a predicted model, not a curated record. Lineage: Eukaryota; Evosea; Eumycetozoa; Acytosteliales; Acytosteliaceae. Bases 1 to 123 code for a protein of 40 amino acids.
AUGGAUAUUGGAUUUGUCAACAGAAUUUUCAAUAUAACAAAUGCAAUGCAUGCUACCAUUGAGGUAUGGAAUAAUUCUACAAUGUCAAAAAAGAUACAACUACAAAAUCAGCAAUUAGAAUAA